Helicoverpa zea (corn earworm) is the source of this 1505-nucleotide messenger RNA. Its product is annotated as glycine-rich protein 3-like. The record is from RefSeq and is a predicted model, not a curated record. Lineage: Eukaryota; Metazoa; Arthropoda; Insecta; Lepidoptera; Noctuidae. The transcript has 2 exons. The coding region runs from base 20 to 352 and encodes 110 amino acids.
UCAACCACUUCCAGACAUCAUGGCUUGCAAAAUCGCCCUCAUCAGCGCCGCCAUCCUGCUUCUCCUAGCACUAACCCACGCAGCUCCCGCCGAAGAAAAACCAGUGGACAUCCUCAAAGAAGAAGCAGGGAAGGAUGACAUAGCCCCAGCCGAUGACAAGGAAGAUCUCAAAACCGCAGCCUCGCAUUGGGGCGGUCACUGGGGAGGUUACGGCCAUUACGGGGGCCAUUACGGCGGUUACCCCCAUUACGGUUACGGGUGGGGGUACCCUAGCUUCGGUUACGGGUACUGGCCCUACGGUGGGUACUACGGCCACGGUUACGGUGGGUACGGUGGCUACGGAUGGUGGUAAAUGAUGAUGAUGAACGAUGAUAAUGCCAGUAUUAAUUUAUAAGUUUCGACGUUCGGAUUCUGCGAGUAAAUAAUUUAGUUUUUUGUGAAGAGAUUGGUAGGUUAGUUUCAGAUGAAAAUAUAAAAAUAUGUAGUACAUUUUAUGUCUACUGAUAUAACCCACACGAUUUUUUAUACUACAUUCUGAUUUAUUAUAGUUUUUUGUUUUUGAUGGAAAAAAUAUUUUGUAACCUACCAUGUGAUAUCAUGUGUGGGCAAUCUCAUUACUUGCCGGUAAAAAUGUAUAAUAUUUAAUUAAGAUAGAUUUAUGACGUUAAACAUUUUGUGAAUUUUAUAGACAUAAAAAAUAUAAAAGGAUACCUAUAAAGAUACGGAGUCUGUAAUACAGACUAAGUAUCAAUCAAUUUUAUACUUUAUCUACUAAUCCAAAAGAUCACAUUUAGCAUAAAGCCAAAAAACUGAUACUAUCUGGACAUUUCAUUCAUGUUUUUGGAUAUGUACAUGUGUGCGUGACUUGUAGACCUACAUAUUUAUAUGUACAUAUAUUCAGAAAUAUAUACACACAUAGUUUGUAUACAGUUACUCUAUUUGUGUAUUCCUAUGGUGUGUUAUGGGAUUAUUCGUAUGGUAACAGAAUUGUUUUGGCAUUUUACCGUUUUUUUUAUAUUGUUUGCAAAUUAUUGUAUCGACCUACAUGGAAGGAAUUGUACUUAGAUUGUGAUAUAUUUUUAGAAAUCAAUCGGUGAAUUGAUAUUGUGAGUUCAUCGUAUACUUUGUACUACAAUAUUUACUAAUAUUAUAAAUGCAAAAGUCUGUCUAUCUGUAUGUCUGACGGGCUUUUACUACACAACUAUUGAAGCAAUUUAAAUUGAACUUGGCACAAAGAUAUUCUAGAGCCUGAGAAGGGCCAUGGGCUAUUUUCCUCCCAGGAUGUAUUCGGUUAUUAUCAUUCGGAAAAUUCAGUAUUUAUUGAUUGGUUUUUGUAUAAACUCUUUCACAUGUUAAUAAAAUUCACGAAUGUACAUAAAAGUAAAUGUAAUAAGUGAAUUGUACCACUGCCUUAAGUAAAUUGUAACAAUGUAUAAUGUAAAAAUAGUGAUAAAAUAUACAGUUUAUUUAUUAAAUUAUGAUUGAAUGAAUUUAUAUUGUUUUCU